Messenger RNA from Mauremys mutica (yellowpond turtle), 2914 nucleotides. RefSeq names its product X-ray repair cross complementing 3 (gene XRCC3). Gene Ontology annotation, cellular component: replication fork; Rad51C-XRCC3 complex. The record is from RefSeq and is a predicted model, not a curated record. Gene Ontology annotation, molecular function: four-way junction DNA binding; ATP-dependent DNA damage sensor activity; ATP binding. Gene Ontology annotation, biological process: double-strand break repair via synthesis-dependent strand annealing; t-circle formation; telomere maintenance via recombination. Bases 503 to 1564 code for a protein of 353 amino acids. The transcript has 8 exons. Lineage: Eukaryota; Metazoa; Chordata; Testudines; Geoemydidae.
CCUUGUGGGUGUGGCCGUUUAACCGUCCCACCCCCACCGUUAUCCACCUCCGGUGCCGCCACGAGCCGCGGCGGGGGCUAAGAGACGCUUCGGCCCUUCCCGGUGCUGUGAGUCCCGAUGCCGCUGGCGUUCCCCUGCCUGGCCGUGGGGCGAGCCGCGCCCUCCUCAGCGCGGGCGUAGGCGGGCCUCGGGCCUCACCCAGGGCGGUGUAAUUCCCGGCGGGGACUGUGGGGCAUCGCGCCCUGUUGGGAGGCACCGCUCCGCCCGAGCUGCCUGCCUCAGGCUGCUGUGGUGGCUGGACGGGGGCAAGCCCCAUGUGUAGACCGGGCUCAGUGUCACCCCCUUCUUGCUCCACGGAUGGCAGCUGCGGUGCCGUGUGUGGCGCUGCCUGUCACCUGUGAAGUGGGCUUUCCUCAGAGGUGUCUAAUUUGUGGGAACAGCCCCACGCCGCAGUUGCCAACUUUCACAUGGCUCUGUAGUCACUAUAGUACUGUAUCAAGACAUGGAUUGGGACCAGUUUGACAUGAACCCCAAAGUGAUAGCUGCUGUUAAGAAAGCUAAUAUAAAAUCAAUAAAAGAGAUUUUGAAUCUUUCUGGAGCAGACUUGCAAAGGCUGACAAAACUGUCCAGUAUGGAUGUACAGUGCUUACUGAAAACAGUCUCUGGUACAUUGAGGAAAAGCUGUGUGCUUACAGCACUUCAGCUGUACCAAGACAAAGAUCACUGCACAUCCCAACACCAGAAACUAAGCCUGGGUUGCUCAGUACUAGAUAGCUUGUUAAGAGGUGGCAUUCCUGUGGUGGGGAUCACAGAACUUGCUGGUGAGAGCUCUGCUGGGAAGACUCAGAUUAGUUUGCAGCUGUGCCUUUCUGUGCAGUAUCCUUAUGAAUAUGGAGGAUUAGAAUCUGGAGCUGUCUACAUUUGCACAGAAGAUGUUUUCCCAAAUAAACGCUUGCAGCAACUGAUUGAUCAACAACAUACAUUUAGGGCAGAUGUUCCACUUGAUGUCGUACAGAAAAUAAAAUUUGGAAACAGUGUUUUCAUUGAGCAUGCAGCAGACCUUGACACCUUCUACAACUGCAUUGCUAAAAGGAUUACCUUACUGCUCUUGAGAGGCCUGGUGCGUUUGGUGGUCAUUGAUUCUAUGGCUGCUUUGUUUCGAUGUGAAUUUGGAGCAAAAGAUUCUGUUAUGAAAGCCAGAUAUCUGCGGACAUUUGGAGCAAAACUUCACAGUUUAAGCAGUAGAUUCAGAACUCCAAUACUAUGCAUUAAUCAGGUAACUGAUGCAAUGGAUGAGACAGAUGUUGCUCAGAGCAAUUUUCGCUUAUUGGAUAAGAAAAUUUCUCCAGCACUUGGGCUAACGUGGUCCAAUCAACUGUUGAUGAGACUGAUGGCCAGUCGCAUAACACAAUCAGAACAGUCACCUGGAGGUGCAUUACAGCAUACUGGAAGUGUUCUGAGGACUUUAAGCGUGGUUUUUGCUCCUCAUCUCCCUCCGUCCUUUUGCUGCUAUGCAGUAAAUUUGGAAGGUGUGAAAGGUGUAAAAGUGAAAACCUCACUGUGAAAAUGUUACAUAUCUAUCGACUCCAAAGAUAGAUAUAAAUGAUUGUGAAUCAAAGCCAUUGGCCUACUUUUUUUCCCCCCCCAGCUGUAGAAAAGAUGCCUAGCCAUGUAUAUGAAAAAUGUUGCUUGGACAAUACACUUUUAUAACCAUAUUCUGCAAAAAUACAGAAGUAGUGAUGAAGAAUAGAUUUCUGUACCUACUUUUAGAUUGUUAGGUUUGCACUUUAAUGUAUCUAUCUUGGAAAAGAAGGGAUCUUAAUAAAAUAUUACCUGUAUCUUUGAGAUGCAGACUAUACUUAUGCUGGCCUGCUUUAAACACUUACUGAAGUAGGCCAGCUGUACUUUCAAAUCCUGACACGAGCAGGGAAAUAGCAUGUUUAUAAAACUAAAGUAGCUGAAAGUGUGCUGCUCUCAGACAGGAAUAAUUCAUGAAUAUAGUACCAAAGCAAUACUGACUUGUUACCUGCACUAACACCCUCCCCCCCAAAAAAAACUCACCUUACCACAACCAACAAAAAACCUUUGUGCUAUUACUUCUAGCUAAACCAUAGCUGACUUCACUACUUGUAGCAGUGAGGGUAUUUGUGAAGAAGAGGACACAGCUACUCCUCUAGCUCCUGUACAUUGGCUAUAGAUUCUAUGAAGAUUCUUAUACUGCUCACAUCACCAGAACAACUUCAAGUAGUUCAUGAAGCAAAUAUUAACAUUUGUUAUACAUGAUUCAUUCUCUCUGCAGAGGGAGAAUUGUGUGUGCAGUGUAGCAUUUUGGUAACAUUUUAGAUAUACAUACCACUAUGUAUUUGUAUUUUCAUUGCGGGCAGCAUUAGUAGGGGCAGUAUUCGUUCCAUAUCUUCUACUUGUAAAUGGGGUUAAGCCUGAAGUUUGUUUACAACAGUUAUUGGCUGCAGAUGGGAAUGCUGUAAUAUAAACUGGCUGCAAAAUGUAUAGGCUGAUCCUAGCUAAGAUUUUUAAAAAGCUCUUAUCAAGCAAUACCAAAUAUAAAUUGAACUGUAUGGGAUAAGUUAGUUUGCCUAAGGCAAACUGGAAAGAAUUCAUUUUAGGUUCGACUCCUGUCUUGUUUCUUUCAGCAAAGUAGUAUUUUACUAUAUCACUUUAUUUUAAAAGCUGUCAUAGGUGGUGUACAGGAAUACUUGAUUUAACCACUUACUGAAUACUACAUGCAUGGAGUUGAAGCUGGAAAAUACAGAUGUUGCAUGCUACUGUUUGCUAGAAGAGAGGUAUGUAAAGCAGAGUGAAGGUACAUUUGUUUUUAAGCUUCCACAAAAAGAGAGGUUGUUUAGUUAGCAUGGCUCUUUUUGUUGCUCAUUUACAAUACACUUCUAUCUCCCUG